Populus nigra (black poplar) is the source of this 2165-nucleotide messenger RNA. Its product is annotated as cysteine-rich receptor-like protein kinase 44. The record is from RefSeq and is a predicted model, not a curated record. Lineage: Eukaryota; Viridiplantae; Streptophyta; Magnoliopsida; Malpighiales; Salicaceae. Gene Ontology annotation, molecular function: protein kinase activity; ATP binding. Gene Ontology annotation, biological process: protein phosphorylation. The transcript has 7 exons. Bases 48 to 2003 code for a protein of 651 amino acids.
CAUCGUAGACAAGUUUGCAAAGGAAGAGUGAGCGUAUCAUUAAGCUUAUGGCUUUUUUGCAAAUGCUUUUCCUUCUUUGUCCCAUUUUCAUGCAUUUUAUUGUUCCCAUUACUGCUCAGCCUGAUAUCAACUUUCAACUUUGUGUAGCAGAGAACGGUAACUACACAGAAAAUAGCACCUACCAGGCUAAUCUCAAGUACCUACUCAACUCUGUUUACAGUAACACAGAAAUCGAUUACGGGUUUUACAAUUUCUCUUACGGAGAAAGUUCUAACAAGGUUUAUGCAAUUGGACUCUGUCGAGGAGAUGUCAAGCCUGAUGCUUGCCGCGACUGCCUCAAUUAUUCUAGCCGGGUACUAACUGCACGCUGUCCAACUGAAAAGGAGGCUAUCAUAGGUUUGGACAAUUGUAUAUUACGAUACGCAAGCCGUUACAUAUUUGGCCUCAAUGAAGUUGCGCCAUACUUUUUCGUGCACAGCUUAACAAAUGUCUCAGACGAAAAAGGAUUCAACAGGUCUUUGAAUAGCUUGUUGGAUAGCCUACAAGAUGAAGCUGCAGCUGGUGAUUCUCGUCGUAAGUAUGCAACGGGAAAAAUCAGUGCACCAAACUUUCAGACUAUAUAUGCACUUUCGCAGUGCACUCCUGAUUUGUCACAGACAGAAUGCAGUUCCUGCCUCCGAAAUGCUUCCGCACGUGUUGGACAAUGUUGUCAGGAAAGUCAAGGAGGAAGAGUCAUUUAUCCAAGCUGUAAUUUUAGGUACGAGAUUAACCAAUUCUAUGAAAUCCCAACAGGUGAAGACCCAUCUCCUCCUCCAUCGAAAGGAAAAAACAAUACAGUCAUCGUCAUCAUCAUUCUUUCAGUUGUUAUUUCUGUCAUGGUGAUUCUUAUCAUCAGCUUCUACACGUUUUCAGGAAAGAGGAAAUCAAGAGAGAAAGUUAAAAGUGGAUCAGUGGAUGAUGAAAUUACCAGAGUGGAAUCCUUGCAAUAUAACUUAGAAAUCAUUCACCUUGCAACAUAUAAUUUUUCUGAAGUUAAUAAGCUUGGACAGGGUGGAUUUGGUUCUGUGUACAAGGGUACCCUUCCCAACGGACAAUACAUAGCCGUGAAGAGACUAUCUAGGGAUUCCACGCAAGGAGAACAAGAAUUCAAGAAUGAAGUCCUGCUGGUGGCCAAACUUCAGCACAAGAAUUUGGUUAGGCUCCUAGGCUUUUGCUUUGAGCAAGAGGAAAGGCUUCUUAUCUACGAGUUUAUGCCUAACUCAAGCCUCAACAACUUCAUUUUCGAUCAAACCAAGCGUUCACAAUUGGACUGGGAACGACGUUACAAGAUCAUAGAAGGCAUUUCUCGAGGACUUCUUUACCUUCAUGAAGAUUCUCGUCUCCGGAUCAUUCACCGUGACCUGAAACCUAGUAACAUUUUGUUAGAUGCAGAAAUGAAUGCUAAGAUAUCAGACUUUGGCAUGGCAAGGCUGUUUGCAGGGGAUCAAACCCAAGAAAGUACAAGCAGAGUUGUUGGAACCUUUGGAUACAUGCCUCCAGAGUAUGUAAUGCGCGGACACUUCUCUGUCAAAUCGGAUAUCUUUAGCUUUGGUGUGCUUGUUUUGGAAAUUGUAAGUGGUAGAAAAAGAACUUUUAUCAAUGAGGGGGAGAUGGAAGACCUUCUGACAUAUACGUGGGAAAAUUGGAAUAGCGGACCAAAUUUAGAUAAGCUGAUAGAUGCGACAUUAAGGGCUGGCUCAAGAAAUGAAAUGUUGAGAUGUAUCCACGUUGGUUUACUAUGUGUGCAGGAAAAUGCACUUGAUAGACCAAACAUGGCUUCAGUUGUUAUCAUGCUAAGUUCUUACUCCGUCACUCUUCCAGUACCUCAGAAGCCUGCAUUUUUUGCUCGCGGUACGGUACUGCCUGGGACAUCAUCAACUUGGACCGAGUCUGAUCAAUCCCGAAGUGCAUCUGUCCCAUUUUCAAUCAAUGAGGCUUCAAUCUCUGAGCUCUACCCUCGGUAGAGUUUGCGGAUGGAGGGUCCACCGUUAAGCAUGCUAUAAUUUGUUCUGUAUCUCAGGACUAUUCUCUUGCAUUGCAAUGCUUGAAGUGUUUGCCUUUUCCUUUAUUUUAUUUUUAUUUUUUUUGAUUGCCGGAAUAAAAGCAUUUUAUAAUAUUAUAAUGGG